Molecule: messenger RNA, 876 nt
Organism: Linepithema humile (Argentine ant)
Lineage: Eukaryota; Metazoa; Arthropoda; Insecta; Hymenoptera; Formicidae
Source: RefSeq, a predicted model, not a curated record
AUGUACAGAAUAUUAAAUUUAAAAUAUGCACAACGUGCCCUGUAAAUUGAUGGUUGAUAUGCAAACUGUUGUACUCUGCCGCAAGCAGAAAGUUUUAUGAGAGCAAAUUGUUUGCAGUGACUUCUCUGAUGAUUAUUUUCUUCUGUAGGAAUGGAUUUUAGAUAUCAUGGCGUACGACCACGACAGAUAUGCAAAUCACACGGAAUUAUGUUCGCUCAAAAUAUCGCUAAAAGACAUGAAAAAGAUUUUCUACAACCCAGAAAUUCAUUUGUUCAAUUAUAGAAUGAAGCCUUCCAAUCAGGAGUUUGGAAAUAUUUUGUUAGCCAUAAGCUAUCUUCCCACCGCACAAAGACUGACUAUUAACAUCAUGAAGUUACGCGACAUUAAAUUUACGCCAGCGGUGUCAAGUUUAAAUAAAUUUAAUCCGUACGUUAGAGUAUUAAUGUUGAACGGAAAAACGGGUAAAAAAAUAAAAAAAAAGAAGACCAGAUUCUUAUGCGCUAUCGCGCAUCCUGAAUUUAACGAGACUUUGACGUUUGAUCUAGCAGUCACUCAACUUGAUACCGUGCAAUUUUUAAUCGUGCUUUGCAGCAAGGUUUUACUGGAAGGAUCAUCCACUAAUGCAACUGAUCAUGCGAGUGAUAGUGAAGAUUCAGUCAACUCAUUCAGAAAAUCCGCGGAUAUCUUUUGCGGCAAAGUAGCGCUUGGAAAAGGAGUGAGAGGUUCAACGGAAAGACUCCAUUGGUUUUCAGUACUUCAAAAUCCAAGAAAACUCGUUACCGUGUGGCACACUCUUAAAUGACAAAGAUCAUUGUUAAGUUGUUACAUGUGUAUGUACAAAAGGCAAUUAUAAUUUUGCGACAUCUUUUACGUGCA